Messenger RNA from Paramecium tetraurelia, 825 nucleotides. RefSeq lists its product as uncharacterized. The record is from RefSeq and is a predicted model, not a curated record. The transcript has a single exon. NCBI's taxonomy places the organism in Eukaryota, Ciliophora, Oligohymenophorea, Peniculida, Parameciidae.
AUGUUUGCAAUUAUUACCAAGAAAGCUGGAUAAGCACUGAAAAUUAAUAAUUCAGAUUACACACAUAAAAUAAACAAAGUGUAUGCCUGUAUUAAAAGUUCAAAAUUUACUUCUUCUAAGUUGCUUAGAGAGGUUAGAAUUACUAAACAUGGGUUGAUCUAAUAAAAAUUCAAGUCCUAAAAUAUUUAUUCUGAAAAGUAGUUAGAGUAUGUUGAGUUAAUACCUGAAAUUGUAAAGACUUCAGAAAUAAAAGGAAAAGAAUACAAAAUGGCUUUUGAGAAUUAGAAAUAAAAAUCUAAAUGGGUAUAUUUUGAGAAUUACAUUGAUGCUAGAAAGGUGAGAGAUUUCUGUUAUGCUAACGCUGCAAUGAAUAACUUAAGAUACAAUUUGGCAGGAUUUGUUCACCUUCUAAUUAAGCACUUUAAUGAAACUUGCAUUUAUUUUGUCUUAUAAAAGAUAUCAAAAACCAGAUAAGAGAUGGAAAGACUGUCAAUAAUUGAAUUGAAUUAAUCUUAAACUCUGUCAUUAUUUUCUCCAGGACUCCUGGCAAAACAGGACUAUGAAAUGAAAUAAUCACUAUCAUUUUAAGAAAAUAGUGUUAAGACAUAAGGUUAAGAUAAUCAAAUAAACAUGUUCCUCCAAAGAGUUGUAAACGAGUAUUUAGAGGCAGCAGUAUAAAAGCAUAUAGAAUAAGUUUAAGAUGCAAAUUUAGAAAACGAAAAUGAAAUUUAGUCAGUUUCAUACAUUUCUGUUUUCUAAUUAUCAGAUCAUCAUAAGUCCAAAUAUUUAGAAUUAAAUUCCAGCAACUAGAUGUAUAUCUCAUGA